CUAUUGUGUUGAGUCCAUCAUCUGCUCCUCUUCUUCUUCUUCUUCUUUUUUUUUUAAAUCGGGGGGAGAGGGGCUCAAAAGGCGUGGAAGUUUCUGACAGGAAAUGCCAAGGUGUAACUUUCUCCACAAAGAAAACUUAAAAGGAUUCUGAAAGCAGAAGUUUCUGAGUCCGGCUGGGAUGAUGAAAACAUCGAUGGGAAACCAGGGAAGCGGGCCUGCUACAGAGAUUGGAGAGGAGGAGGAAGAUAAAGACCCGUCAAGUCAGCCUGUUGCUGUGAGGAACUGUUUUCGCCUGCAAAGGAACAGUUUACUUGAGAAGCUCAUCAAAACCUGCCCAGCUUGGCUUCAGCUUGGCAUCAGUCUGGAAAAGGCUUCUGAAAUACUCUGCAAGGAACCAGCAGGGAUAUUUAUGGUUCGGAAAAAUGAGACCCUGAAAAAUCUAUUUCUGUUAGUUCAUUUUCCAGCCCAGGAAGAGGGUUGUGAUAUUCUAGAAUACAAGAUAAAAGAAGAAAAAUCAUUAUUGUACCUGGAAGGAUCUCUGCUUGUGUUUGAAGACAUCUUCAAACUGGUGGCAUUCUACUGUGUCAGUAGAGAUCUGCUUCCGUUCACGCUAAGAUUGCCACAAGCAAUAUUGGAAGCCAAUAGUGCUACAGAACUAGAAACCAUCUCUGGUUUGGGGAUAGGUUUCUGGGGCUCCUCUUUACACCAGAGACAAGGACGAAGGCUUCCCCAUUCUGUGAAAGAUCCUGCUUACACCACAGCCCAGGCAAAAAAAGGAAAGAACCCUAGCAAGGGUUUUGCAAGCAGCACAAAUAAUUGUUCAUGUGAAAUUGAGCUGUCAAUAGGAAGUGACAGGCUGUGGUUUGUAAAUCCUAUUUUUAUAGAGGAGAGCAGCUAUCCAUUUCCCCCAGAUGUUUCUUCUUCAGAGAUCUUCAGGGAGAGUCCUUCUGGUGAUAGAAACUUUGUGACAAAACCUCCAAAGAGGUCUCCCAGUCGACCCCCUCCUCCUCCUCCACCACCACCACCACUUCUAUUGACUUUUCAUGCUGUGAAACAAACCGAAACAUCUUCUAUGACCCCUUCCAAGGAGGAUCAGUUUCAGAGUUUGGAGAAAACCAAAAAAGAGAUGAAAACUGAAAUUAGCAGAGACAAGGAAGAUGGCAGACAAGAGCUCUUUUUUCCUCAUAGCCUUCCAUCUACAAAUUCAAAGAAGAUUCCUCCAUCCAUUCCACCAAGGCGAUGUUCAUCUGAGAGAACUUCAGGAAACACCUCCUUUGAUAAAAGUCAGAAAUGUUCACUGUCAGAAGAAACACAAGUAGAAAAACAGAACAGGAGGAAUGAAGCUUUGGCUAACGAUCACCAAUGUGAUGAGGCUCCAAAUGUAUUGGCGGAAGUGAUGAAGUCCACCCCAAAUGGCCAGAAAGUGAAACCUGAUGGAGAGGACAAGAAGGAGCUUAUAGAACAGCAGCAGAACCUAUCAGGAAGACCCAAACAGCCUCCCAUCCCACCCCCAAGAAAAAAGAGGUUCUUUAAACAGUCAUCAUCUACCAGCAAUUAUUCUUUGAAGGACAAGAACGCUGAAGAGUCAGAAGUAUUUGUACAACAGGAAAACAAGCAAAGAGUAGAAAAAACUUGCUCCAUUUUAAAAAGGGAAUCAAAAUCUGGCUUCAAGCUUGUCAGCAUAUCAGAAUGUGAACAUUCACAUGACUCAUUGCAUUGCCCAGUGGGCAAAGCAGGGGCUCAAUUGCCUGCCUCUGAGCCAGAUUCUUAUUCCACAAGUAGCACUGAAGAUGAGUUUGAACUGAUGACCAGUACUACUGUGAGGAAGACCCAUUCUAUGAUUUUAGGCAGGGCCAGGCGUCGUCUGUCCAUGGUCAGCCUAAGCAAUGUCUUCACAGCAUUUCUCUCUUCUGACCGAAAGCUGCAGAAGAAGAUUGUGGAACUGGCCCAAGAUAAAGACUCUUACUUUGGCAACUUGGUGCAGGACUAUAAAGUAUACAGUCUGGAGAUGAUGGCAAAGCAAAUCUCCAGCACAGAAAUGCUACAAGAGAUCCGCUUAAUGAUGACACAACUGAAGAGUUACUUAAUUCAAAGUACAGAGUUGAAAUCUUUAAUGGACCAGGCUGUUCACACAGAUGAGAAGCUAGAGGUAAUAAUAGAAUCAGCUUUGCACAAAUGUGUCUUGAAGCCUUUAAAAGAGCCCAUUGAUGCUUACCUACGGGAAAUCCACAACAAAGAUGGAUCUUUCAAACUCCUAAAAGAAAAUCAGCAACUCAUACAAAAUACAACUACAACCGACCUGGGAGUCACCACUAGUGUGCCUGAAUCAGCAUUACUGGAGAAAAUACUGCAUAAAUUCACAACCAUGAACAAGACUUAUUCUCCAGAAAAGAAAAUCAGCAUUCUGCUGAAGUCCUGCAAACUCAUUUAUGAUUCUAUGACUCAGGGAAACCCAGGGAAGCCUCAUGGAGCAGAUGACUUCCUCCCAGUGCUCAUGUAUGUUCUGGCCCACAGUGACCUGACAGAUAUGUUUCUCAAUGUAGAGUAUAUGAUGGAGCUUAUGGACCCUGCUCUGCAGCUGGGUGAAGGUUCUUAUUAUUUAAUCACUACUUACGGGGCAGUAGAGCUUAUCAAAAGCUACGAUAAGAUCACAGUCACCCGACAGCUAAGCACUGAAGUUCAAGAUUCCAUCCACCGCUGGGAGAGACGGAGAACACUUAACAAAGCCCGGGCAUCUCGAUCGUCCGUUCAGGAUUUCAUUGCAAUUUCUUUUAUGGAGGCUGAUGCCAAAACAAGGACACUGGCAUACCGGACAGACUCCACAACUCAUCAGCUGAUCCAGCAGUGCGCUGAGAAAUUUGAAGUCUCAGAGCCCCUGGACUAUGGGCUGUUUGUCCAAGUUGAUAACAAAACAAUGCAGAUGGAUGAUGAUGCCCUCCCUCAUCAGAUCAAAUCCCACCUCCUGAAUAAAGAGCCCAAACUGACUUUCUACUUUAUUUAUAAACAACUUGGUGAUGAAGAAUCACCAGUUCCCGUUAUCAAGGACACAGAUGCCUUGUAGCAGCAAGACUGCUCUUUUGAAGCAAACUUGGUUCAGAGGAUUUAGAUAUUUCUUCUUUCAAACCAUCUCCUCCAUCAGCAGAAACUCUCCAAAAUACAGCUUCUGAUCUGAAUGGUGAUAUGGAUAGCAUGUGCAAUCCUGCUCUGAGGCAUUUUCUUGACAGAAUUCAUUUGCAGUCAUAAAUGGGAUAUCCAAGCAAAGUUCUUCCUUGGAAGGAGAAAAACACUUGAAUAGUAGUUUAGAGCCUCAAAUCAUGAGUGAAUGUUGUAACCUUAGCGCCAGAAUCCCGGGUACAAAAUAGAUAGUCUUGAAGUUAUGGACAUCCUGGCAGAUUCUCAAGCACUGUAGCAUUAUCUCCUCAGUGUCUAACAGAAAGGGAACAAGUCAUUUUUGGUGGUUGCCACAAAAAAUCCAAAUGGCCUCCCUUUAGCAGAACAAAAACUAAUAAUGAACUAAGUAGUUCACAGUAUCUGACUAGAUUCUCACAUA
Messenger RNA from Candoia aspera, 3550 nucleotides. RefSeq names its product Ras and Rab interactor 3 (gene RIN3). The record is from RefSeq and is a predicted model, not a curated record. Gene Ontology annotation, molecular function: small GTPase binding; guanyl-nucleotide exchange factor activity. The transcript has 10 exons. Lineage: Eukaryota; Metazoa; Chordata; Lepidosauria; Squamata; Candoiidae. Gene Ontology annotation, biological process: signal transduction; vesicle-mediated transport. Bases 179 to 3061 code for a protein of 960 amino acids. Gene Ontology annotation, cellular component: cytosol; endocytic vesicle.